This is a messenger RNA of Culex quinquefasciatus (southern house mosquito), 1765 nucleotides long. RefSeq names its product acrosin. The record is from RefSeq and is a predicted model, not a curated record. Bases 65 to 1765 code for a protein of 566 amino acids. Gene Ontology annotation, biological process: proteolysis. Gene Ontology annotation, molecular function: serine-type endopeptidase activity. NCBI's taxonomy places the organism in Eukaryota, Metazoa, Arthropoda, Insecta, Diptera, Culicidae. The transcript is spliced from 4 exons.
CCUUGCUACAUUUCAUUGACCUUGUGACUUGGUGGCGGUUCAGUUCAACUAAAGUGUACCAAGAAUGCACUAUAUGCAUUGCUGGAAUCUUUUGCCGGCGCUUCUCGUCGGCGUCAGUGCAUCCGGGUGCAACGUUUUCCAUCCAAACCCCCAAGCGCCGCUGUUUGUGGACGAACCUCCGCCGGACUACUACCGUCGGAACAGCUUGCAGGACUGUCGCGAGCGGUUCUUCUCCACAGUGCUUCAGAACGAUGAAUUCACUGGCGUCUACAACGGAGAACCGGCUACCGUUGGCGAGUUCAACUUCUUUGCCGCAAUCGGCUGGACAGGAUCGGAUAAAACCGUUAAGUACAAGUGUGGAGGAACGUUGAUCACGCUGAACUUUGUCCUGACAGCGGCUCACUGUGCGUUCGAUGAUUUGUCCGUUCAACCGGACACAGUACGGCUAGGUGAUGUUGACUUGAAGGGACCUUCAAACGAUCAGAACGCACAGCAGAUCAAGAUCAAAACUUUUACCCGUCAUCCGGAAUUUCGACCGUCCAAAGCGUACAGUGACAUCGGGUUGAUAGAGUUGUCGCAGAGUGCCAGAGCUUCGCCGUACGUUUGUACGGCCUGUCUGUGGACUGCGGCAUCCAAUCCGGACUACACGAUGACCCUGAUGGGAUUCGGAGCGGUGGCUUAUGCAGCAGAACCGAGUUCAGUGUUGAGGAAGGCCACAACUAUGAGGGUGAUCGACUCGGGAACCUGUGCGAGCAGAUUGCUCCCAAACCGGAGACUUCCACAGGGUAUCGCCGAUCAACAGUUCUGUACGGUGGGAUCGUCUCAAGAUGCUUGCGAAGGAGAUUCUGGUGGUCCAUUGGUGGUGUACUUAUCCGAUGUAGACAAGUUAAUCCCGUUUGUAGUUGGGAUCACUUCGCUUGGUACAGGAUGCGGUGAAGGUUCCGUCGGAUUGUACACCAAAGUAUCCCAGUACAUCAGCUGGGUACAGUCCGUGACCAAGUCCAACUUCAACCAGCUGCAGUGCGCUAGGAGAUCCGUCUGUAGAGAAUACUUCAAGGACUUCAGAAGCCCCGUGCAGGUCCAGAAGUUGUCUCCCAGUUGUAGGACAACUCUGCUGCGAGGUGACACUCCAACCGGAUGUGGGGGAACUUUAAUCGACUACCGUCACGUGUUGACCUCUGCGCAGUGUGUUUCUUGCACCAAAGCUCCAACCCACGUGUCCAUCCACGACAAUAUCGUAAAGGUGCAAGAAGUCAUUCGACAUCCCGAGUUCCAGGAAGAUCCUCUAGAGAACGAUAUCGCGUUGAUCACGCUGGAGAAAUACUUGAGUCACGAGCUGAACGACCGAACCGUUCUUCCGGCCUGUCUUUGGAAUCAACCAACUCUCGAUACUUCUGAGGUUUUUGUUGCUGCUACUGAUCCAACUGCCGAUUCCUACCAACGGUUGAUAAUAUCUUCAAAACUGAUUGAUGACCAGUUCUGUGGAAAGGACCAGCUCUGCUCGGAGAACUCCGUUGACGUCAUCCCAGGAGUCUGCCAGUACGAACCCGGUGGCCACGUGUCAAACUACGUGAGCACACCGACGCAGGGCUUCAUUCCGUUCAUCUACGGUGUAAACUCGGAGGGAUUCGAAUGUGGCGGGAAGUACGGCACAUUCGUUGCUACUAAGGUAGAGCCGCACUUUUCGUGGAUUGAAGCGGUUGUGUUGAACAAAUCGGAAGGUAAAUUUGUCACUUUGAUCUGGGAAAUCUCAUCGGGCGACUGA